Acromyrmex echinatior (Panamanian leafcutter ant) is the source of this 4596-nucleotide messenger RNA. RefSeq names its product exocyst complex component Sec3 (gene Sec3). Gene Ontology annotation, cellular component: plasma membrane; exocyst. The record is from RefSeq and is a predicted model, not a curated record. Gene Ontology annotation, molecular function: phosphatidylinositol-4,5-bisphosphate binding. Lineage: Eukaryota; Metazoa; Arthropoda; Insecta; Hymenoptera; Formicidae. Gene Ontology annotation, biological process: exocytosis; Golgi to plasma membrane transport.
UAAUUAUCAUUAAAUUAAUCUGUAACAGUUUACAGAAAUAUAAUCUGUACACUUAAAUAUAUAAGACUUAGGACUACCGAUUACCGACUCAUUGUAGAAUCAGCGUUAUAAAUAUUAUUUCUACUAUUAUUUCUACUAUUGUUAAUAAUUAGAGUUACUCCGAAAUGGAAGAUACGAGCAAACAAUAUUUAAGCAAUAAUGAAGAUCAUAAGUACAGAAUAUAAACUAUGUAUUAAUGAAAUUCUAGCUAUGGCUGCUAUACGACAUACUUUGCAAAGAGAAGUAUUUACUCUUAGCGAUGAAAAAUUACUCAGCGUAUGCUACGUUAGUAAAGCUUACAAGAAGAAAAAGAUGAGUUUUCUGUGUCUGGCUACGACAACAGAUACUCCAGGAUCUCUUAUAUUGUAUCAAGUAAAGAAGAAUGAUAAAAAUGUUUAUAAAAAGAAACAAUCAUGGCCUCUAAACGAUAUACAAAUCAUAGAUGGUGUAAAAAAUGAUUCAAUGGACAUAGAGAUGCAUAUUGACAAAGUUUACAAAUGGUCAUCCACUACUGUACAAGAAAGGCGAACGUUUAUUAGUAAUUUAUAUACUUAUUCGUGUAGCUUAACUCAGAGGCCAGAAUUUAAAAAUAUUCCUAAAGAGUGGCUGAUUGAUCCAACCGCAUUGAAGGAAACUGAUAGUAUCACAUUUACACCUGAUCUUUUGGCAUCACCUAUUAGUUCAGAUUAUCAACCCAUUACUGAAAAAGAAGCUGCUGACUUAAAACAAAUGAUGGAAAAUUGUGAAUACGCUGUUUCCAACGCUGAGCUUUUUAUGGAAACUCUUUCAAAAGAUCUAUCUAUUCUUGAUGGGGAAAAUGUACAUUCAGUCUUAGCAUCAGAACAGAGAGUAACACAACUGAUGAAUAGUAUAGACGCAGCAAUAAUCGAAGCUUCUAUCGUAGAAACGCGAUUAGCGGCAUAUGAUGAAGCUUUAGGAAGAAUAAGAGAAGUUAUGGCUCGAGUUGGUCAAAAAAAUCAAGCUAUACAUACAGCGAAUAAUAAUGCUAAGCUUUUGUUGGAUAAGUUAAAUCUAGUAAUUUUGCAAUUAGAUAUUCCUGCAACGUACCAACAUACCUUGAAUGAAGCCGAACUUCCAGGCGAAAGAGAAGAGCUUGGCCUUGCUGGUGUAGCCCUCUUAAAAGCUAUCACAGCACCUCUUCCACCGGGCUUAGACAAACUAAGUGCUGUUACUGAACAAAAAAGGCGAUUGGAUAAGCUUAAAGCAAAAUUCUCAGUCAUUGUUGCUAGACAUUUAAACAAUCUUUUUAUACACUUGGGUAACGAUAUUGGAGAUACAUCUACUUCCAUGACGGAUUUAAUAUUACCGGCUCAUCAAGGAGUUCAUAACGAGCUCGUACCAUAUACUGAAUUGAUGCAGCUGUUAAGAGCAUUAGACAAUAAAGCCUUUGUACAGUUAACUAAGGUCUAUACUGAUACUAUGAGUAAAUUGUACAAGAGAGAUCUGAAGCGCUUUUUCGAGGAAGCUAAAAAUAAGCUCAUUAACAAACGUCUACAAGUAAACACAUCGAGGUCUAGUGGUCAAAAGGGUGAAGAUUUGCUUAAUCCGGCGCCUAUCUGUUUGCUGAGUGGUGAAAUAUGGACUCCAAUGGACGAAGGAAAUCUUUUAGAUUCAGUCCUCAAUUGUGUACUUUCGCAGAUGCAGCCAGUAUGUCUCGCCGAACAAGGUUUCUGUGUCUCAUUUCUUCAAUUGGAUUCUGUUCUGUCGCCCUCCAAAAGUAGCGAGAUGGAAGAAGUAGAGAACGUUAACAACGGUGCAGCAAGUCCUGGGUCGGUAACUUCGACGGCAAGCAAACGACUGGAGCGUCAGGUAAACGAAGAUGUUCGUGCGACUAUGGCCGCGAUAUUCCCGUCAUUGGAAACAGAAUUGAACAACUUUAUCAGUUUUCUGGACAAAAUUGACAGCUUUUGGUGCAUGUACGUAUUAGUGCGUUUAUCACAGCAUGUCAUGUCCGCUCAAGAUACCGGCUCGUUUUUAUCGAUGACAUUUGCAUCCUCUCUGAUCCACGUAAAACGAGCAUUUGAUAAAUUCAUGCAAGCGCAAUUACAGUCCAUAUUGUGCGAUACAAAAGUUAAUCGUCGACACAAAUGUGGUAUAUUACCAUACAUAGAAAACUUCGGACCAUUUGCGAGAACCGCGGAGAAGAUUUUCCGCAAUUCUGAUAGAAAGGUUGAUCUCGAGAAAUGGUACACGAAGCUUGUGAGUACUAUGUUCGAGGCUAUUGUUAUUCACAGUCGAGAACAUCAUAAGACGCCUCAGGAAGUAAUAAAAAUGGAAAAUUUUCAUCAUCUCUAUGAUCUUCUCUCACAACUAAAAAUUUCGAUUUUGGACCACGAGCGGAAAGAAGCCAAACAAAAAUAUCAAGAUGCGCUUCGCGCUUAUGUUACGCAAUAUUUUGGACGACCUCUUGAAAAACUUAAUCUUUUUUUCGAAGGCGUACAAGCCAAGGUAGGCGCCGGUGUAAAAGAAUCUGAAGUCAGUUAUCAGAUGGCCUUUAGCAAGCAAGAAUUGCGACGCGUAGUGAAGGAAUAUCCGGCGAGAGAAGUUAAGAAAGGUUUGGAGAAUUUGUAUCGAAAAGUUGAAAAGCAUCUAUGUGAAGAGGAGAAUUUGUUACAAGUUGUUUGGCGCGAGAUGCAAAAUGAAUUUAUCGCGCAGUAUAGAAACAUUGAAGAACUAAUACAACGCUGUUAUCCAGACAGCAAUGUAACACUCGAGUUUACCAUACAGAAUAUUUUAGAAUUUUUCUCGGAAAUAGCGCGAUCUCAUUAAAUCAAAAUCUAAUUUUCUCUUCACUAUUACUCUAUUUGACUAGUAUUACUAUAACAUAUUAUAUGAAUUCUAAUAUCUAUUGAUAUAAGAAUAAUUAGAGAUACACUGGAUCUUAAAAUUAUCGGAUAUCCGGCGUCAAAUUAUUUUCGGAUGUAUGAUAUUCGGAUAUCUUGCCGGAUAUCUGAAAAAUGGCUUUCAAAAAGAAGAGCAGUAAGUAGGGAAAUAUAGCGAUAAUAAUUUUAUUUAUCUUCCCAAUGUGAAAAUAAAAAGAGAAAAGAGAAAAGAGAAAGGAACUGUGCAUGAAAUUCAACUAAAAUAAAAUGACGCAAGCAAUCAAUAUAAAAAUCUCAACCGGAUACCGGAUAUUUCCCGGAUAUCCGAUACAUCUUGAAUAAUAAUUAUAAAUUUAUAUAGAGUUGUAAUAUAACUGUGUGCGUGCGUGCGUGUAUACAGGAUGUUUAUAAAGUCUGUUACCACCCCUAUAUUUUAGAACCAGUUCAAAAUUGUGAAAAACUAUGAAAUACAUGUUCGAUCAUUUCGUUACUCUUUUAAAGGGAUCGAGGAGGUUGCCCUUCUCCAAGGUGGCUUCAACUUAAAAAUUUUAAAUGGAAAUCUCGCUAUUGUAACGUAUUAUUUGAAAGGGCAUAAAAAAAGAAAGUUUUUGGUUCAAUGCAGAGAUUGAUAUAUUGACCUGUUCGGGAAUUAUCAAAGUUUGAAAAAUUCUAUUUGUUUUUAUUUUCAAUAUGUAUUGUAUUUAUUAUUUGCAAUAAUUGUUCAAGAUGGGCACUGUUCACUUUUUGACAAUAAAAUAAUGAAUCCAUAGUGAAGAGUAACUGAGAUCCAAAUUGCAAAACUCUAAAUUAACUGCGCAUCCAAAGUGAACUGCCGAUAUCCAAAGCAUUUUCGGCCAAUUUACACUAUGUAUUGUUUUUCGCUGUGCGUAAGGUAUGUGUUCGCGAAAAUGUUAUUGUAUUUGGAUUCUUAUAAUGCGCUCCGAAUCACAACGGAUUAUAGUAGUUUGUAAAGACAUCUUUUUUUUUAUUACUCCCUAGUGUUUUGCACUGUUCUAAAUUUAGGAUAUUCAACAAAAGAAUUGGCUUAAAUUAAUGGUAUGCAGGAGAAGUGUCUAUUAAUAUUUCUUGAAUCAAUACCGUUAUAUACAGUAGAAUCUCUCUAAAUUUGGCCCCAUGGAACGAUAAGAGUGGAAUACCAAAAUUAUAGAAUACCCUCUCUAUAGCACGAGUUUACCAAUUACCACGUACUUGCGCGAAUGCAGUUGCGCACGUUAUCUAUCAAAGUGUACUAUAGUGUACAGACGGUGACAGAUAUGCCUUAACACUGAAAUUAUACGAAUAUUGGGAUAUUCAGAGCACGCUCUCCCAGUUCUCCGUCUCUAGAUAUUCGUACAUAUACAUCAUCUAGAGAUGGAGAGCGUGCUCUAAAUAUGUUCUAAUAUUCGAAUAAUUUUAGGCGUUAAGGCAUAUCUGUCAUCGUCUAUACAUAAUCUUAAUAGAACAAAUCAUAUGUAUCACAUAUUACGUAUCACAAAACAAUACAUUACACAAAUAGUUAUACAUAACCUGCAUGAAUUAUAUGCAUUGCAUACACUGUGAGAACCUAGUACGAAUAGGUGCAGAUUAGAAUAGAUCAGAAUUUACAGUGAUAGAAAGGGAAUACGGACGUCGAGCUGUGAGCAACAUCUAAAGGACAGAAAUAUCUUUUUAUCCUCUUCUAUCCUCUUUUGGCACACACGCAGAAAGAAGAAAA